AUCUGUAGUGCAAAACAGCUACACUUAUCAACAAAAUCUUCUCUGUAUUGUUACAUAAUUAUAUGUAACCUAAGUAAAUAAAUGCGAGACUGACUUUGCGAUAGUUUCUCAUUAUUUCACUCUACAUAAGAACAAUUGUAUUUUAGACGAAGAUUUCAUUGCUUUGAUUAUGCAGUUUAAUUCCCAUGGUAUAUGACACUGUUGCUACAUGAAUUUUCGAUUGCUCGUCUGCCUAUCCAUGUGAAUUCAUCCAAUUAAACAUCUAUAUAAGAUGGAAGAAGAAAAUUUGUCAGUAGUUACUUGUGGUUCUCCAUUCAACAAAUAUGUUCUUAAAAUUGACUGUGAUAUGCUGCGUGGUGUUCCAAGUACAAGCUGGGUACUUGAAUCAGAUCCUCAGCAAUGAAAAGAAAGUAGAAACCUCUUUCACAACGAACCACGUACAAAAUCCUCAUCACACUUCAUACAGGGAGCAUCAGGGAUCAUCGCACUAUGAUGCUAGUUUUCCAGGAGGGAGCUCGUAUACUUAUCUAGAACAUCCUCAAAGUAAUCCUAAUACAGAUUCCUACCAUGGUGGUUAUGAUGAAAGUUACGAUGGAGGUUAUGGUGAUGAGUCAGGAAUUCAUGAUAAUCCGAAUUAUCGCUUCAAAUAUGGAGUCGAAGACGAACACACCGGAGACAGAAAAACUCAAUACGAAGUACGCGAAAAUGGCGUGGUAAAAGGUUCCUAUUCACUUGUCGAACCUGAUGGUUCCAUACGUACUGUUGAAUAUACAGCAGAUCCUGUACAUGGGUUCAGAGCUGUGGUGCAUAAAACUGGAGAAAAAUCAGUUGCCUAUGGAGACUGAGGAUGAUACUACGAAAGGAAUGUCUGUAUAUAUUCAAGCUUAAUGAAAAUAAAGAGAUUUUAUAUUUUUGU
Harmonia axyridis is the source of this 916-nucleotide messenger RNA. RefSeq lists its product as uncharacterized. Gene Ontology annotation, cellular component: extracellular matrix. The record is from RefSeq and is a predicted model, not a curated record. NCBI's taxonomy places the organism in Eukaryota, Metazoa, Arthropoda, Insecta, Coleoptera, Coccinellidae. Bases 324 to 845 code for a protein of 173 amino acids. The transcript is spliced from 3 exons.